Messenger RNA from Hippoglossus stenolepis (Pacific halibut), 5646 nucleotides. It is a transcript of the gene mylk4a, whose product is annotated as myosin light chain kinase family, member 4a. The record is from RefSeq and is a predicted model, not a curated record. Lineage: Eukaryota; Metazoa; Chordata; Actinopteri; Pleuronectiformes; Pleuronectidae. Bases 2007 to 4292 code for a protein of 761 amino acids. Gene Ontology annotation, biological process: positive regulation of apoptotic process; protein phosphorylation; intracellular signal transduction. Gene Ontology annotation, cellular component: nucleus; cytoplasm. Gene Ontology annotation, molecular function: protein serine/threonine kinase activity; ATP binding. The transcript is spliced from 14 exons.
UUGGCAGAGGAGGUGAUAGAGCACUUUGAGCGCUGGUCAAGAUGCUGUGAUAAAGUCCAUAUUCGCUUUGUGUCACAGGUCUGUUUAUAUCCCCUGCAGCGUUUCAUAACCCUAAAGUGCCCGUCUGAUAGUUACGUCACAACUGAGCCUUUGACGUAAAUAUACUUUUUUUCUCUUUCUUUUGACACUUUCGGAAACAUUCACUUAACAUUCUUCAUGCAGCUCGAGUGAAAAAAACCCCCCCAGCCCGGUCGGUGUGUUCCCUGCACACCACGGCAUAAGAAAGUUGACAAUCCCUGCCCCACAAAUUGACACAACAUGCUGCAAAUGACCUAUGUUGUCUGUCAUCUGUUGGCAUCCAGAGACAGGUGUGAGCGUCCCAGUGGCUGAUUGAUGGCUGGUUUCCACUCCCAUCUGUUUCUGCCCCGUCAGAAGCACUUGUUUUUUCCCCUGUAGUCAUCUUACAUGACUGAACCCAGAGGAAAAAUGAGACUACAAGGGGUCAAGCUGCUCUUGCCCAAUGCAGUUUGGUUCUUAUAAGACAGAAAGUGACAUGCGGCCUCGUGUGCGAUGACCUGUCGGGAAACACGAGCUGACAAGUAAACUCCGUCCAUUCCGUCACAUUACCCUGCGCAACUCUGCUCUAUCCGCCAAGUUCACGUCCCUCCUCGGGCCUUUCCACCACGUAGAUGGCUUUUGGCUCGAGCCACCGGGGUGAGGCGGGUUUGGCUGGGGUCAACGUGGCUCAGUUUGCAGUCCGUGCCUCUGUUGUCAAAAAGCAUUUCAUGGUGGCUUGAGCAAAGCCGGAGUCUCCCCUCGGCUCUAUCACCUGUGAAUUUAUGGCGGCUAAAUGAGUUUGGGAAGCGCGUGCGGAUGAACUUGUCAGGAAAUAGCUUGAUUACACAGCAGCGAGGCUGUCACAGAACUUGAAUAAUCGUGAGGCUGUGAGUUGAUUAACACAUGUCUGUUAUUACAAUAAAUCAUAUUUUGACUUAUAGGGGACACGGAUUACGCUCAUAUUACAGGAGCUAAGGUAAAAUUGAAGCUGUCCUCUUUUAAUUGAAGUUAUCAGUAGAAGUUUGUAUCAGUGAGCAGGCAUCGUAUAAAUCACAAGUGUCAUGUCUCUUCUUUCAGCAGAAGGUUCCCGGGAACCACAGAGUUCCUCACGUUUCGACACUGGGUGCAUGUUACAGGCGUUCAAGAGAUACGAGGGCAUUCGCAUUGCAACACGGUCCUGGUUCACAUCGGUGCGCAGACAGAACCGCAAGCAGCGCUGCUAAAUAACCAGCAGCUCGGACCUUUCAGUCUCCUCAAUGCCAUUACGGUCAUUUGAUUUGUAUUUUUGUUUUUAAGUUGUCAACACAGCUUCUAUUUUGAGUUUAUCUCAACAUGUUCUUCCGCUUAAAAAAAACCCCCACCUGGGAACUCACUCUUUACCCGUCUCCUUUCGUGGACACCUGCUCAGUCCUCUCAAGAAUGUGAACCAGACACGUCCACCUGUUACAGCGAGUCAUUCGAAAAGGAUUUUUUUUUUUUAAUGAAUGAGCAUUGUCCCACUUGUCUUACAUGUUGAAGAAGGACUGUGUACAGUGACCAUUUUGACACCUAGCAGGCGAGUGACGGUGGUGGGCUUAACACUUGAAGGCUCUCAAAUGUCUCAUAGCCCAAGCAUUGCCAAGCCCCCACCCCAAACACUUGACCCCUGCUGACGUAGGCUGUCCAUUUACAUUUAGGGACACCGGCUCACUCCAUUCUUAAUACCAUUGCUAUUGUGGAGAGAAGGAGCCAGGGAUGAAGUCUGAGAGAAAUAGAUUUUUUUUAAAUGAUACUUUUCAGAGCUUAUUCCACAGGGUUUUACAGUUUUAGAUAUUUUAAAACUUCAUAGCUGUCAAGGUGGAGCACUGAAAGGUAGAGCUGGCUCUGAUUUAUACUUUGUCACGGACGCUGCCAGUCCUAUUUUUGUCUGAAGUCGGUGUCUUAACGUGAUUUUAAUAUCACCGGAAGCCAUGAGUGCCUUGGUAGUGAACACAGAGGGAGACGGUGUAAGCCUCAUCCAAAAUCGGAUUGAGUCGCUGAGCAGCAAGAUGGACAAGCUCAUCAACAUUCAAGAGAAGGUGCUGAACCGCCUGGACGGGAUGUCUCAGGACAUCGACGGCAUCGAAAAGGAUAUGGAGACUCUGAAGGUUGACAAGGAGGAGAUCCAUCUGCCGCCCAGGGUGAUGAGCCAGACCCAGGUCGUGGGGCGAGAGGUGAAGGAGAUAUGCCAGGAGAUGAGCACCAUCAUGUCGGUGGUGAACCAGCGCUCCGAGCAGCAGGCUCAGAAGCUGGAGGGGAUGGAAAAGCUGGUCCUCAGCAUGCAGCAGGUGAUCGGCUUCAUUGGGGAGACGGUGAAGAGUUCCAAGAUUAUGGAGCUGAUACUGAAAGGCCCCACGGCUCGGAAGGGCUGCAAACCCAAAGACAAUAAAGUAAAGCAACCGAUCAAGAAAAAAUUGUCUACAGACGCAGUAACCAAGAAGCUGGACAAGAUGAAAGACCAUAAAGCUAAAGACGGGACCGAGAAGCCUUGUUUAAGCCCACAGAAUCAGAAAGCUCAAAAGAGGAUGAAGCCCCCUGACACAGCAGAUAAUAUCUCCCUGAAGAAGCAGGUUUUGCUUCUGGAAGAGGUUCAGAAGCUCAACAGGGAAAAUGUAGAGAAAUCAGAUCACCAGCUCACCACCGGAUUUCUGGAUCUGGAGGCCGGAGUUUCACCCAAAGAUCAACAGCUCGAUGCCGCCGCUCGCAAUUUGGUGGACUACCUGCGAGAAGAUUCCCAGGUGGCCGAGAAACACGAGGCAUCGAGUGAGGAGGGAGCGGGGGAGAAGGUAGCUGAGGGAGAGGCAGUGGUCACAGAGCAGGAACCCAAGCUUGAUGUGGAGGAGGCUGUAAAAGAGGAUGAAGAGGUCCCAGAGGAAAAGAAGGAGGAGGAAGCUUCGGCUGCAGCCCCAGAGAUCCCUGCUGAAAAAGAACCAACUGCUGCGAGAGAGGCUACCCCAGCUGAGCCAGACCAGAAAGCAGAGGGAAACGGCCCGACUGCCAAGACCUUUGUGACCGAGGAGCACUUUUUGGUGGAGGAACCCACAAAGAGCCCCGUGUUGGAGGAGGAGAAGAGAGGAGACCGGGAGGAAGAAGAACAAAAGCUGGAGUCUGAGGGCUGGGCCGUGUUCAGGGCAGAUGGAGUCGAAAUCCAGUUAAACCUCAAACAACGGCUGGAGAGAGAGAAGAAGGGAAACGAUGCAGGAAAAGAGGAGGAGGAGGAGGAGGAGGAGGAGGAGGAGGAGGAGGAGGAGGAGGAGGAGGCUGAGCGGUACUUUAUUGACACCACUCCUCCGCCAGCAGCUCCUUUUAAUCACCGCAUUGUCUCGGCCAAGCCAAACCAGAUCAGCAACUUCUACACCAUCAACUGGCAGGAGGUCCUGGGAGGGGGCCGUUUUGGCCAAGUGCACAAAUGUGUCGAAAACUCCUCGGGUCUCACUUUGGCAGCGAAGGUCAUCAAAGCCAGGGCUCAGAAGGAAAAGGAGGUGGUGAAGAAUGAGAUCCUGGUCAUGAAUAAUCUGGACCAUGCCAGCCUGAUCCAGCUCUAUGCAGCUUAUGAGUCAAGGAAUGACAUCAUCCUUGUACUUGAAUAUGUUGGUGGAGGGGAGCUGUUCGACAGGAUCAUUGAUGAAAACGACACUUUAAUGGAGCUGGACGCUGUGGGGUUCAUCAGGCAGAUCUGUGAGGGCCUGCAGCACAUGCACAAAAUGUACAUCCUGCACCUGGACCUAAAGCCAGAAAAUAUUCUGUGCGUGAGCCGCAUUACAAAUAAGAUCAAAAUCAUCGACUUUGGCCUCGCCAGGAUAUAUAAACCAAGGGAGAAGCUCAAAGUGAAUUUUGGCACCCCGGAGUUUCUGGCUCCUGAAGUCAUCAACUACGACUUUGUGUCGUUCAACACAGACAUGUGGAGCCUCGGCGUCAUCACAUACAUGCUUCUGAGUGGUCUCUGCCCCUUCCUCGGUGAUGACGACAACGAGACUCUGAAUAACAUCUUGGCCUGUCAGUGGAACUUUGAGGAACAAGAGUUUGUAGAUACCACAGAAGAAGCCAAAGAUUUCAUCUCCAAGCUCCUUAUUGUAAACAAAAGUUGGAGGAUGGGGGCGUCUGAGGCAUUGAGACAUCCUUGGCUUUCUGACACAGCGCUUCAUCAUCGCCUUAAUACAAAGAAAACUAUGUGCAGAUCACGGCGAUCAUCAUGUGUGCCCACGACUGAUAGUUGAGGGCUCUGCAUUGAUGUGACAGCUCCAGCUGUGGCCACCCGGACCAACCCUCCCGCCCAUGUAUGUUACCCGAACAUCAGUCGAUGCACCUGCGGCAUUUUCCUGGAAUGUAUAAAGCAAUAUACAAGUUAGGAGUUUUAUUCAAAUUAGGAAUGCAUUGCAAUGCUCGAAAAACAACAGGGGAGGUAAAUAGAGAGAGCAUCUUUCAAUAUAAUUCUGUUUCCAUGCAAUAAAUGUGACCUUUUCGGAGAUUACAGUGUUCAGUUAUUGUUUAGACUGUGUCAGAGAGGUGAUACGUUGACUUUUACACACGUGUGGUGAUGUUUUAUUACAUUACGUGACUCUGUAAGGUGUUUUUUUUUCUAUUAUCUCAUCCUGUUGUAGAUUUUAAAUCCAAACGGUGCUAAGGUCACAAUCUGACCUUCCUUCAUUAGACGCACACACGUAUUGUCAUAAAUAAAUAUGAGCUUGACUGUGUGAAGCACCUUUUGUCUUGAAAGUUGAACAUGCACAUACUACUAUAUACUGUACUCACCCUCACUUACUUAUAACCAAAUACACUGCGCUGUCAUUGUUUGCUGCUGUUUUCAUGUCCUGCUGAUACUGUAGAUAAAAACCUACGUGUUUAGAAACAUACCUCAUCCUCUUUCUCUAUGUGGAGGCUGCAGCGGGAUUCAGUCAAUGUGACUGUAAUGAUCUCCCCUCUCAGUUAGGAAUAUUCUGUUUGGGCUGUAAAUAGACGCUGAACUGUAGAUUAAAACCCAGAUGUUGUCAUAUCUUAGUGGAUGUGAACUGUACGUGAGGACAAAAGGGAAUUUGUGUGGCUGGUGUCAUGAGCUGUAGUAUGUGCACUUUAUAUACAGUUAUUUAUUUUAUCAUAUAUCAUACCCGAACCUACGGUAGUACCACUGGUCGAAUCUGCUCAUGUCUCCUCGUGCUUCGUCCUAGUGUUUAUAUAGAAAAUACAUUUCACCAAUACAUGUCUUAUCAGCAAAGUUUAGUAUUUUCUUUUCUUCUUUGUUGCAUGUCGUAUUAUGUUUACGUGAGAUUUAAUAGAAAAGAAUUAUAACUUAGAUGCGUUUUCCACAUUACAAAGUUAUCUUUAAACUACCUUCUGUGAAGGUUCACUAACUGAAAGCAAUACACUACCUACCUAUAAUGUAGCCUAAGUGCAUUAACUGUUGUUAGAUGUGUUUAUGUGAUGUUAUCUUACCGUCAUGAUGAAUGUUACAUUAAAUGUUGUUGAACGUAGAGAGAUAGUCAGAGAACUUGUCACCAUAGAGUGUUAAUUUCAAAUUCAGCAUGUACUUGUGAAGUGUGCACACGUCCAUUAAACUGAAAUUGUCUCAUCAGA